AUGACGCAAUACGAGAUGAAUCCCAAGCAGGCGACGCAGCGGCUGUCGGAGGAGAAAACGUUUGUGUUGUGGGACAUCAACGGCUGUCCGAUUCCCGAUGGUGUUGAUCCUCGUCAGGUUCGUCGGAGAAUAGAAUCGGCGUUGAAGAAAUCAGGCUACUCUGGUCGUCUCACCAUCACUGCCAUUGGCGACCUAAGACAAACCCCUGGCGACAAUGUCCUGCGAGAGCUUUCUUCCACUGGAAUCGCUCUUCAACAUUCCCACGGUUUGAGAUUUGCUUUCCUUUUAACGAAAACAGACAUUGUAUGGGGUUUGUAUGGGUGGACCUUUCCUAAUCCAUCUCCGGCUACUGUAAUGCUCAUAUCGGGUCAUUCUCAACGGAGAAAAUUAGCUCCUACACUUAAAAUCAUGAAGCAAGAGGGAUACACAACUCUUCUGGCAUCUCCUCAAGAUCCAGCUCCACUGGCAUCGCCUCAAGAUCCAGCUCCAGACGGGCUCUUGAAAAGCUAUCUGCUCGGUGUUUCUAAAGAGUGGCUCUGGAAUAGCUUACUGGAAGGUGUGACAUGGACGAUAAUAAACAGGAGACAACAAGACUUGUUCUUCAGGGUGGAUCUCGCUGCAAUUGCUCAGUAUGCUCUUUUGCUACCCAAAGCGUUGAAGAUUUCACCACGCAUCUCAAGAGUGAGUGGGACCUUGUGGCUAGUCACAGAGGGGGAGGAGAAAACGUUGGUGUUGUGGCACAUCAACAGCUGUCCGAUUCCCGAUGGUUAUAAUCCUUUUCUUGUUCGUCCGAGUAUUGAAUCUGCGUUGAGAAAAUCAGGCUGCUCUGGUUCUUUGACCUUCUCUGUCUGUGGCAACCUACUAACACAGACACCUGGUGCCAACGUCCUGCGAGAGCUCUCUUCCACUGGAAUCGCUCUUAAUCACGCCCACGGUUUAGAUUCAGCGACGCUGUUUUCCUUUAUUGAAACAGAAGUUGAAGGGGUUUUGUUGAAGUGGGCCCAUCAUAAUCCAUCUCCGGCUACUUUUAUGCUCAUAUCUGGUCCUUCUCAACUGGAAUGCUUAUUUUCUACACUUCACAAUCUUUACUCUUUGAGGGAUACACAAUUCUUCUGGCAUAUCCUCUACGAGAUCCUGCUCCAGACUGGCUCUGGAAAUGCAUUCCUGUUAUUGUUGAAAAAGAGUGGCUUUGGAAAAGCUUACUGGAAGAUGAAAUGGAUUCAGGGUCUGCCAGACUUGUUCUUCAGGACAAGUGCAGUGAAACGGGUGAGUCUCCCUGGUCUUGCUCAGUAUGCGAUUUUGGUGGCCAAAGCUCUGAAGAGGGAAAACUCUAAGAAGAGCAAGAGUGAAGAAGAAGGAGCUGAUGAAGAAGAGAAUAUUGAAACCUGUAUGCAUGAACAAGUCGUAGAAGACAUGGCCCAUGGGGUGUUGUUCUUCUCUUAAGACAUUUGAUAUGGUUAAUGAUGGUUUGUGUGUUGUGUUAUAACUAAUGUAUACUACUUCUGCUUAUUUUCUGGUCUCGGUUUUUAUUUUUAAAUUUACUAAUACAAACAAGCAAACGAAAGCCACGGCUAAGGUGGUAUCUUCUUAACUAGUGAUUAUUCCGCGCGUAAUAAUUUAUACAUAUAUCAAAUAUUUGAUAUAAAAGCAAA
Thlaspi arvense is the source of this 1652-nucleotide messenger RNA. The record is from the annotation of a GenBank genome assembly. NCBI's taxonomy places the organism in Eukaryota, Viridiplantae, Streptophyta, Magnoliopsida, Brassicales, Brassicaceae.